Aegilops tauschii subsp. strangulata is the source of this 426-nucleotide messenger RNA. RefSeq lists its product as uncharacterized. Lineage: Eukaryota; Viridiplantae; Streptophyta; Magnoliopsida; Poales; Poaceae. The record is from RefSeq and is a predicted model, not a curated record.
AUGUGCAAGUGGAUCUGGAGACUGUCUCAAGGGGAGACAGGGCUCUGGCUUGAUUUUCUCAGGGCCAAAUACUUCCCGUCCGACAACUUCUUCGCGUCCACGGGGAGCGGCUUUCUUUUCUGGAACUCUAUUCAAGCGCUCAGACCUAUCUUUGCCAUGGGGGCGAAGUUUUCGGUCAAGGGCGGGCGCUCGACGCGUUUCUGGUUGGACCUUUGGAUUGGUGACCAACCCCUCUGGUCCAGAUUCAGAGACCUCUACAACAUAGCUCUUGAACCCAAUUUCUUUGUGGCUCAAGCUAUGGGCGUGUCCCCACCAGGGUUGCUGUUCCGUCUUGAGCUCACCGGUUCGGAGACAACAAGUUUGGGAAACUUGUUGACUCUUGUUGGGGAGGUAACAAUAUCCCAGGGUCCAGAUAUCGUGUCCUAG